Molecule: messenger RNA, 664 nt
Organism: Ooceraea biroi (clonal raider ant)
Lineage: Eukaryota; Metazoa; Arthropoda; Insecta; Hymenoptera; Formicidae
Gene: ave
Product: sterile alpha motif domain-containing protein aveugle
Biological process (GO): cell surface receptor protein tyrosine kinase signaling pathway
Cellular component (GO): cytoplasmic side of plasma membrane
Molecular function (GO): protein binding
Source: RefSeq, a predicted model, not a curated record
GUGGCCGCUCUCAGGUUUCUCUCUGGUAGUAGUACGACUCAAUUCAAUGCUCGAAGACUUGUGAAAUAUAUGUUACAAGUUAUAUUAUCGUUAUGACAGAAUUACAAAGAUGUAUUACAAUUUAUUAUAAUUUUUGUGAUGAUUAUUUUCCGUCAUAAAUUUCAAUUUACGCUCUGUCAUUUCGACAAUUAGAAACACAAUGGUAGAGGAGAUCAUUAAUCCCAGUAAUAAACCGAAAAAUAAGACAGCUCGACCACGUCCGGUAUACCUGUGGAAUGUUUUGGACGUGCAAAAGUGGCUGAGACGACACUGCAGCGACUAUUAUCAGCUGUAUCACGAAAAGUUUUUGCACCAUGACAUUACAGGAAGAGUAUUGUUAAGAAUAAACGAAAACAUCUUGCUGCGUCUUGGCGUUGACAACGAACAACACAGGAUGGACAUAUGGAGAGAGAUUAUGAAAUUACAUCUCAAAACGGGGAUGCUGGAGAUUAGAGACAUAGAAAGGCGUAAUAAUAUGAACUUUGAUUGAAAAAUAUAUUUUACAUUUAUAUUUUUUAAGCUAUACGUGAAUGUAUAUCAAUGGUGUUAUGAACAACAAAUGUAUAUAUUUAGUUAUAUAUUACGGUUAUAGUAUUUAGGAAUACAUUUAUAUAUAUAUAAUAGC